Messenger RNA from Pogonomyrmex barbatus (red harvester ant), 572 nucleotides. RefSeq lists its product as uncharacterized. The record is from RefSeq and is a predicted model, not a curated record. Lineage: Eukaryota; Metazoa; Arthropoda; Insecta; Hymenoptera; Formicidae.
UAUACACCGACAGUCUUGUAUAUCACAUGUAUAUCGAAUGUGACGAUGUGUAUGAGACGAUGAAACGCGAUAUCGCUAGAUUCGAUACGAGCGAUUAUCCACCAGACAACGCGUACGGGAUGCCUCUCGUGAAUAAAAAGGUACCUAGUCUAAUGAAGGAUGAGAAUAACGGUGCGAUAAUGAUAGAAUUCGUCGGACUCAGAGCGAAGAUGUACGCGGUGAGCGUGGACGGCAGAAAAGACAUUAAAAAGGCGAAAGGUGUAAAGAAUAACGUCAUAGCGCGAACAAUAAUGUUCGACGAUUACACACGGUGCUUGAAUGAAGAGAUCGAAAUGAGUGGUGCACUAACUCUAUGUGCCGAAUGCAUGGUUCGUCUGGCGGACAUUAACAUUGGAGUAUUGUAUGUUAAGAAGCACGAGAUAGAUACUCUCAAUGCGCUAAACAGCCGAUUUUGCUUCAAUUGCCAACAGUGUGAUAAUGCCAUGCAACAUGUGCCCAAUUUGCACAAAUUGAAAAAAGACAACAUUGUGAACGAGUCAUAUGCAAGUGUUCCGUGGAAGAGUGUGAUGUGA